UUAAUUUCAACCAAUACAACACGGAAAAAAAAAGAUGCAACAUUCUUUGCAAAGCUUCUUGGUCUUGGCCGUAGCAGUUUAUUGCGCUUCUGCGCAAUAUCAAGCGAGCGACCCUCAUCCGUCUUUUGAUGCCAUUCAAGUCAAAGCUGAGGAGCGUUUCAUUAAAACAGCCUCGUUGACAUUUGUAACAACGACAGUUACCGUGACAACGUCCGCUGUAACAACAUGCACCACGUCCACAGGUGGACUUUCGGUUUGCACGGCUUCCGGAAGACGCCGUCGUGGUCUCCAUCUUAGCGGAAACAGGGAAGGUCGUGGACUGUUCUACAACGAAAAUGAAGGAGAAAGCGAAGACGGAAGUAUUUUUCUUCCUCUACCUGAAACAAUUAAAGAAAAGUCCACAUCGUCUGAGGUUGUACCUGUCCGACAAGUCAGGAAAGAGGCCGCUCCUAUUCCAUUCGUCGUUCAACCAGGAUUCAAUGCUCCGGCCGGACAAGGUCGCGUAUUGCUGUAUUUCGGCACUUCGACCGUCACGACCACCUCCACCACAACUACCACUACUACGUUGACGGCCACCUGUCGCAGCACCACUGGAUACCAAUUGUGCGGAUCCACCGGCAAAUAAAUUAUAUCUUGGCUGAU
Messenger RNA from Daphnia carinata, 642 nucleotides. RefSeq lists its product as uncharacterized. The record is from RefSeq and is a predicted model, not a curated record. The transcript has 2 exons. The coding region runs from base 35 to 625 and encodes 196 amino acids. NCBI's taxonomy places the organism in Eukaryota, Metazoa, Arthropoda, Branchiopoda, Diplostraca, Daphniidae.